Messenger RNA from Priapulus caudatus, 639 nucleotides. RefSeq lists its product as uncharacterized. Gene Ontology annotation, biological process: proteolysis. NCBI's taxonomy places the organism in Eukaryota, Metazoa, Priapulida, Priapulimorpha, Priapulimorphida, Priapulidae. The transcript has a single exon. The record is from RefSeq and is a predicted model, not a curated record. Gene Ontology annotation, molecular function: aspartic-type endopeptidase activity; nucleic acid binding; zinc ion binding. Bases 1 to 639 code for a protein of 212 amino acids.
AUGCAUAUGGAGCCACCAGGCAGGGUUACUAUGUGUACCAGGUGUGGGUCGAGCCAUGGUCGGGGUGACAGCUGCCCAGCGAAGGACAAGCGCUGCAGGAAGUGUAAAAAGAUGGGACAUUUCCAAGCUGUCUGUCGGACAAAACAGGCAAAUGAGGUGACGUCACGACAUGCGAAUGACAGUGGUACGAGUGAGAGCUAUGAUAGGCUAUUCAUAGGAUCAAUCACUCAGGGUCGGGAUGACCCAUGGCAAGUGCAACUGGAAAUUGCCGGCAAAUCGGUGGAUUUCAAAAUAGAUACUGGGGCAGACAUCACCGUCAUGUCAGCAAGAACGUACAGUGGCUUGCAUAACAGACCAGUAUUGAAGCCGACAAACACCAUACUGUCCAGUCCAGGAGGAACACUAACAUGUAAGGGACAGUUUGUGAUGCAGACGAGCCAUACAGGGAAAAUGUACAGCUUUCCAGUGGUCGUACUUACGGGCCCACAGGUUAAUAAUCUGUUAGGUCGACAGGUGGCAUCACAAAUGGGCCUAGUGAAGCGAGUCAACGAGAUAGAUAGAACAUUGUUUGGAGAUAUUGGUUUGUUAAAGUGCGACCCGGUAAAAAUACAGCUGAAAGAAAAUUCCAUACAGUAUUAA